UGUCUACUUUAUUGACCGAUACUCCAUUCAUGUGUUGUGUUAAGCCUCCGUCUGUUUCUGACAAUAGAUGUUUGAGAGAUCAUAAAAAGUUGGCGGAUUGUUGGUUUGGAGAUUUGUCUUGCAAAUCAGAAGGAGAUGCGAUAUCUUCAUGUUAUACAUUGAUAGGUUCAGUUGCACUAAGAACAUGUCUCUGGGUAAUUGGAGUUUGUGCUUUAAUUGGGAAUUUUGCUGUCAUGUUCUACCGACUAUUCAUUGACACAGAUAAUCUUACAAUGAGUUAUUCGUUCUUUGUACUGAAUUUGAGUUUAUCAGAUUGUCUAAUGGGCGUCUACAUGAUUGUGAUAGGCAUUGUAGACAUCUAUUAUAACGGUGUCUACGCAUGGAACAACCAAACAUGGAGAAGAAGUACUCUAUGUACCACAGCUGGAGUUCUAUCCAGUAUAUCCAGUGAGAUGUCCACGUUUCUUAUUCUACUGGUGACGAUAGAUCGAGUCAUUGUCAUUAUGUUCCCAAUGUCCCGUCUUUCCAAACAGAACAUCUCGUGGAAACAGGCGUCCGUGGUCUCAGUGUGUCUGUGGAUUAUUUCUACCACACUUGCAGUCAUCCCAGUUAUUUCCAUGCAGUCCUACUUCAAGGGGGAAUACUACUCUCAGUCAGGGGUAUGUCUCGCCUUACCAUUGACUGACAUUGAACAACCAGGUGCUGAAUAUUCGUUUGCAGUGUUUGUUUGUCUCAACUGUCUCGUCUUUUUAGCUAUAGCCAUAGGGCAAAUCUGCAUGUUUAAAAGUUUGAUUUCAAGCCCAGGGCGUCAUAUGGCCUCGUCACAGUCUCGUCAACGGGAUAUAUCUGUAGCAAGAACUCUCUUUAUGGUGGUGGCGACCGACUUUUGCUGUUGGUUUCCGAUCGGCGUAAUGGGUAUGUGAAUUUUGUAGAUAUUUAUUUUCUGUUGUUUGACCUAUUAUAUAUAAAUCGAUGCUCUUGGCGACAGUUCGAAGAAAAAAUGUAUAUUCAAUGUGUGUAUACACCCCUGAACCACGUAACAUUAAAUAUAUUGUAUAACGGU
Messenger RNA from Pecten maximus, 1063 nucleotides. Its product is annotated as G-protein coupled receptor GRL101-like. The record is from RefSeq and is a predicted model, not a curated record. Bases 30 to 923 code for a protein of 297 amino acids. Gene Ontology annotation, biological process: G protein-coupled receptor signaling pathway. Gene Ontology annotation, cellular component: membrane. Gene Ontology annotation, molecular function: G protein-coupled receptor activity. Lineage: Eukaryota; Metazoa; Mollusca; Bivalvia; Pectinida; Pectinidae. The transcript has a single exon.